AUGAUGCUCCCAGUCGUGAGAGGACCGCGAUUUGGGCCAUUGGUUCGACAUGGUCGCUCACUUCAUACCACAUCGCGAUGUCUGUCAAGCGCCGAGGCUGCCCCGGCUGCCCGUCCAGCGCAUUAUGAUACCUCACAGCAACUCUCCGCCAUCGACGCCGUCAAGGAGAGACGGCUGAAAGCGGGAAAGCUCGUGGCUGGAGUUGCUGCUGCUUCAGAUAGUGACAUGUUCAAAGGACCGACUACCGGACUACCCAAGUCCAAGCGAUGGGAUAACCACUUGAGUCAUGAGAGUAGAGUGCGAGAACCAUGCACUCUCAAGCAAGCGGCUCGCUACAUGAAAAAACCUGGCCUUAUCUCACUGGGCGGUGGCCUGCCAUCCAGUGAAGUUUUCCCCAUCGCUGAACUCGGUUUCAAGGUCCCCGUCGCACCAAAGUUCUCCGAGAAAGAGACCGAAGAGUCGGGUCAGACUGUAACAAUCGGAAAAUAUGACGUGAGAGAUCGCGGAGGCACUUAUGACUUGUCCAUCGCUUGCAACUACGGCCAAGCCACGGGAUCACCACAGAUGAUGAGAUACUUGACUGAACACACCGAGAUUGUGUAUAACCCUCCCUAUGCAGACUGGAAAGUUUGCCAAACAAUCGGCAGCACUGGAGCAUUAGAAGAGGCGCUGCGCAUGUUCUGUGACAAGGAUCGUGGCGAUUCAAUACUCACUGAAGAUUUCAGCUUCUCGACUGCCCUGGAAACAGUUGGCCCUCUUGGUGUGAAGGCAUUCGGCGUGGCAAUCGACGAAGAGGGCAUCGUCCCCGAGGCUAUGGAUGAGCUCUUGUCAAACUGGGAUGCUAAAGAACGAGGAUCGAGGAAGCCACAUGUGUUGUAUACUGUUCCUUCAGGACAGAAUCCCACAGGCGCAACACAGGGAACCGAGAGACGAAAGGCCGUCUAUGCCGUGGCGCAAAAGCAUGAUCUAUACAUCAUCGAAGAUGAGCCAUACUACUUUCUCCAGAUGCAACCCUACACGGGUCGCGACCAACCAGAAGUACCACCACCAGAGACUGUCGAGGAGUUUGUAUCGUCUCUCAUUCCCUCACUUCUAAGCAUCGAUGUUGACGGACGAGUCAUGCGUAUGGACUCCUUCUCAAAGGUUCUCGUGCCAGGUUCUCGUCUUGGCUGGAUAACAGCGUCGGAACAAAUUGUUGAGAGGUAUAUUCGACACGCUGAAGUUGCAAGCCAGGGGCCCAGCGGCUUCUCCCAGGUCAUUCUAUACAAGUUGCUCGAUGAGACAUGGGGACACGAGGGUUACCUACGGUGGCUGAUGAAUUUGCGACUGGAGUAUACAAAGAAGCGCAAUGCUCUUCUGGCCGCCUGCGAAGAUCAUCUACCUAGUGAUCUUGCAACUUGGACCCCCCCUGUCGCUGGCAUGUUUCAUCCUGAAGCAGGAAAGCGAAGCAUCCUCGAUAUCGAAGAAGAGAUUUUCAACUCCUGCAUCGAGAAUGGUGUCCUUAUCGCCAGGGGCUCGUGGUUCUUGACUGAGAAGGACAAGGCACCACCGGGACUCUUCUUCAGAGCGACAUAUGCAUCUGCAACCCCUGAGAACAUGAACAAGGCCAUUGAAAGAUUCGGAAAGGCUGUAAGAGACAGCUUUAGUAGGAAAUAG
Fusarium musae is the source of this 1656-nucleotide messenger RNA. RefSeq lists its product as uncharacterized. NCBI's taxonomy places the organism in Eukaryota, Fungi, Ascomycota, Sordariomycetes, Hypocreales, Nectriaceae. Gene Ontology annotation, molecular function: L-2-aminoadipate:2-oxoglutarate transaminase activity; aromatic-amino-acid:2-oxoglutarate transaminase activity; pyridoxal phosphate binding. The record is from RefSeq and is a predicted model, not a curated record. Gene Ontology annotation, biological process: aromatic amino acid catabolic process; L-tyrosine biosynthetic process. The transcript is spliced from 4 exons. Bases 1 to 1656 code for a protein of 551 amino acids.